Molecule: messenger RNA, 2301 nt
Organism: Lytechinus variegatus (green sea urchin)
Lineage: Eukaryota; Metazoa; Echinodermata; Echinoidea; Temnopleuroida; Toxopneustidae
Exons: 7
Coding region: 106-1035 (309 amino acids)
Source: RefSeq, a predicted model, not a curated record
UUACAAUGAACCAAUUACGUUUGACCUAAAUUUGUAAGGUCAGGUGCGCUGCAGAAACUCGAAGCUGAACCAAGUUGUGACUAAUGAAAUAAACAGCUAUUCAUCAUGAGUGUGACUUCAGCUAAUCCAGCAACACCUUAUACCCGAGCAGAAUUUUUCAAUGCUUGUACCAGUGUUUUAGAGGGUCUGAAUUGUCUCCAGAGGCAACAGUCUGUCAUAGAUGAAAGGUCAUGGGAAGUGUUGAACCGUUUGGGGAAGAUGGUCAGUGACCUUCGACCUGAGGUCAAGCAGAAUAAAGAGUACUGGGUAGAUGGCCCACUGGUGAGAUUUUUGACUGCCAAUGUUUUGAAAGCAAAGAGUGUGCUACAAGAAAUGAAGAGAACAUGUAGCCAAAAGAGUGCAGCUAUCAACGGUCAAGAGUACAUUGAAAGACACCUAGUACAACAUGUUGAAGAUAUAAGAACCGCUCUUGAGGAACUUGAAACAUAUCACCAGCAAACCCUAUUCAGAACAGACACAGUGGGAAUUGAUAGUGGAGUAGGACUGAGAAUGAACACUGUUUCUAAAGGACCCACAGAGAUGACUUCUGGAGGAUUGACCAAAACCCCACCAGCUGAAAUAAGCUUAGAACCAAAAGGCUCAGAAACAUUCAUGAAAAAUGUAAAUGAUGCUAAGAUUGCCACAUCAGAUUCCUACCCAGGAACCAACUCACAUCCGGUGACCACAAUGUGGUCCUCGGGAACACACCACCCAGAGGCCAGCAAACCCGGUGUCUUUGAGCACAUCCAAGAAAUGACCAACAUCUACCCGGAGCAUGAUCCUAACUGGCCCAAGCGAGAUCAGAAACCCAACCUGCCUUUUGAAAGGACUCAACCGCCAUUAGUCUACCCCGGCAUCAGAAACAUGCAUAACUACGGCAACCUUCCUCAAUUCACCGGCAAGAACCUCCCAAUGCCGAAGAUACCCGACGGGGAGAUGGGACUGAGGGCUCCACAUGUAGCCCACUGGGACAGCACAAACCACUACACCUACUAACAAUGACAAGCAUACAAGAAUAGAACGAUACUUUUAAUCAAAUGCUGGGAACAUGUCUUAGUUUAGUGUGGUGUAUAUGUAUUUUUCUGGGAUUGAUGUUGGAUAGCACUCAGACAGCAAAAACCACUUCUUUGAAUAAAUACUGUCUAGUCAACGACCAUAGAACACUCUAUGAAAUGCCAGGAGAGAAGAAUACCUGAUAUUCAGUGGCAGUGCCCUGUACUACCCCACAAGGACCAUAAUACUUAUAGAGCUUCACAGACACCACUCUUCUGCUGCAGUUACACCAAGGAAACCGACUCAAAACCAACCAAUGGUAUGUCAUUGAAAAUAAUGUAACAGCUUUGGUCUGUCUGGAGUCGGAUUCACCGAUGUGACUGUGGCAUUAACCAGAUCCUGACCGGCCAAUAAUGAUAGAAUAACAGUCUUUAUUAAUCAAAUGCAUGGGGGAUUUUGCAGAACUUUAAUAUUUAGUAUUGGUGCACUGGGACUACACAUGUAAAGCACAAACCAUUACUCACUCUGAUGAUGGUCUAGUCAACAACUAAAGUGCACUCGUAAUCAAAUGCUGGAUAUAGUUGUAACUGAUAAUCAGUGCUAUAAUAGUUACAUCUUGACUCGGAUAAUUAUCACCUUGAGAACAUUUAUAUUUCACCGUUUUCAAGAUUGAAUUGAUGGAUCAGUAUGUAAAGUGUAUUAGUAUAUGCACAGCACAUGUUCGUCUAGCUGUGUAUAGUUGACCUACAGUUAUAUGUAAGGAAGUGUAAGGUUUUGGGGAUGCAUAUUUCUGCAUAUUUCCAGUCUUUCUUGGAGUCAUUCCCAACUUUACAAAUAUUUUGAUAAAAUCCAGAGAUGCCAGCACAUCAGGUUUUAACAUGUUCAUGAUUCUAUUGAAGACCAUUGUGUGAAACUAACUGGCAUGAUUGCAAAACUCAAAUGAAAUCUGAUCUAUACUUUCAGGAGCAAAUAAAUGUAUUAUUGUAGUGUGUUGUAAAUCAAUGUAUAGAAGCAAAGAGAAUGGGUAUACUUGUUGCCACACUGAGGCAUCUCUUUGGCAAAUUAUUAUCACCUUGAUUUCUAGAAAUCUAAAUUAUCAUAAACAAGAAUAAAAUUUUACUGUAUCAUUACUUGUACAUAAUAUUAUGGAUAUAUGUUUUAAAUUCACUGUGAAAAUACACUUUGAAAAGUAUGUAAAUGCAAAUGUUGUAGAUUUCCAAUAUUCUCAAAGAGAUGUGUAUGUAUGAAUAAAAUAUUUAGCUAUUUAAA